Messenger RNA from Chrysochloris asiatica (Cape golden mole), 2235 nucleotides. RefSeq names its product family with sequence similarity 188, member B (gene MINDY4). The transcript is spliced from 17 exons. The record is from RefSeq and is a predicted model, not a curated record. Bases 1 to 2235 code for a protein of 744 amino acids. Gene Ontology annotation, biological process: protein K48-linked deubiquitination. Gene Ontology annotation, molecular function: cysteine-type deubiquitinase activity; K48-linked deubiquitinase activity. Lineage: Eukaryota; Metazoa; Chordata; Mammalia; Afrosoricida; Chrysochloridae.
AUGGAUAGCCUCUUCGUGGAGGAGGUGGCCGCCUCCCUGGUGAGGGAGUUUCUCAGCAGAAAGGGCUUGAAGAAGACAUGUGUGAUCAUGGACCAGGAACGCCCACGUUCGGAUCUCAGCAUAAACAGCAGAAAUGAGCUUCGCAAGGUUUUGCAUCUUGAAUUUCUCUACAAGGAGAACAAGGCAAAGGAAAACCCUUUAAAAACAAACCUGGAACUCAUUACCAGAUACUUUCUGGAUCACUUCGGAAACCCUGCUAACAAUUUCACUCAAGAAACACCAAUCCCUGCACUCUCAGUUCCAAAGAAAAAUAACAAAUUGCCGUUGAGAUGCUCAGAGACCACCCUCGUAAAUAUCUAUGACCUUUCGGAUGAAGAUGCAGGAUGGAGAUCAGAAACAAGCAAAGUCAGACAUGACAAUCUUGAUGGGGAUGUACUUGGCAAUUUUGUAUCUUCCAAAAGGCCCCCACACAAAAGUAAGCCGGUGCAGACGAUCCCAGGUGAAAACCCUGCCUUGAUUCCUGCUUGGGAGAAGAUGGAAAAUCUUAAAUCACUGGAGUCUUCUGUGGACGUGAAGAAGAUGGGAGAGAAGAGCAGGAUGAAGUCUGGCCUAAUUGUCCGAGGCAUGAUGACUGGGCCCAUGGCCAGUUCCCCGCAGGAUGCUCUCCGUAGACGCUCCCUGAGGCGGUCCCCAGCUUUGAGCAGCACGGCCCAGCUCCCAGAGGAAGAGAGUCGGAAGGUGCCGGAUCUCUCCACCCACUCCCCUACCUGUCUUGCCCCCGAGGAGGUCUCAAGCACCAGCUCCAUUGCCAGGAGCCCCCUGGGUCAGCUGAGCGAACUGGCCUUGGACAAGCAGAAAUCCACGUCCAGCAGCCCACCCCACCUGCCAAGCAAAGGGCUGCCCCAUCGGGAAAGGGGCAGGGUGAGAGACAUGUUUGAGGGCAGCUCAGCAGUGGACGGCAGCACAGAGGCGGACAGGAUCCCCUUGAAGCUCUACUUGCCUGGUGGAAAUUCCAGGACAACGCAGGAGAGGCUGGAAAGAGCGUUCAAACGGCAGGGCAGUCAGCCCCUGCCCCUCAGGAGAAAUCCGUUGCUGGUGUCUGACGAUGCAGUUGGCGAGCUGGAUGCCCUGCAUCUUGAGGAUGUGGAGGAUGAAUUGAUUAGGGAUGAAGUUAUCCUGCCCCCAGCACCAUCAGUGUUCAAGCUGCAAACAGCAUCGAAGCCAAUCGACCUUUCAGUGGCAAAGGACAUAAAGAUUCUUCUGUUUGGUUCAAGCUUUGGCUGUUUCAAUGAAGAAUGGAAACUGCAGAGUUUUUCCUUUAAUGACACAGCUUCCUUAAAAUAUGGCAUUGUGCAGAACAAGGGUGGUCCCUGUGGGGUGCUGGCAGCGGUCCAAGGAUGUGUCUUAAAAAAGCUCCUGUUUGAAGGGGAGAGCAGAGCCAGCUCUGUUCGGCAGUUGCAGCCUUCAAACACCCACAGGACCCACUGCCUGGCCAAGGCCAUUGCGGACAUUCUGUGGCAGGCUGGGGACCAAGAGAGAGCCGUGGUCACACUGGUUUCAGGAACACAGCAGUUCAGUCCAACCGGGAAAUACAAAGCAGAUGGAGUCUUAGAAACACUCAUACUCCACAGUCUGACCUGCUACGAAGAACUGGAGAUGUUUCUUCAGCAAAGCAUCUAUCAGUUUGAGACGGGUCCUUACGGCUGCAUCCUGCUCACCCUGUCUGCCAUCCUGUCCAGGUCCACGGAGCUAAUUCGCCAGGACUUCGAUGUCCCCACCAGCCACCUGAUUGGUGCGCACGGAUACUGCACCCAGGAACUUGUCAAUCUGCUCCUGACCGGGAAAGCCGUGUCCAAUGUUUUCAACGAUGUGGUUGAGUUGGAUUCUGGGAACGGGAACAUCACGCUUCUCAAAGGCAUUGCCGCACGCAGUGAUGUGGGCUUUUUGUCUCUCUUUGAGCACUACAAUGUGUGCCAGGUCGGUUGCUUCCUGAAGACCCCGAGGUUCCCCAUCUGGGUGGUGUGCAGUGAGAGCCACUUCAGCGUCCUCUUCAGCCUACAGUCAGAGCUCCUGCGGGAUUGGAGAACCGAGCGGCUUUUCGACCUGUACUACUACGACAGCCUGGCCAACCAGCAGGACCAGAUCCGGCUGACCAUCGAUACUACACAGACCGUCCCUGAAGACAAAGACAAUGACCUGGUCCCACCCCUGGAACUUUGCAUCAGGACCAAGUGA